AGCCAAACAAACAUUUUCAUUGGAGUGUGGUUGCACACCACACACCACACCACACGAAACGAAUGAUGACUUUUCAGAUUCUUUGCCCUGUGCAGGCCUAGACCUGUCCACUACCUGAAUUACCGAUAGUGGUAAAGGCGACAGUCUCGUUUCUUGUUUCAUACUUAAAGAAGUUUAUUGAAUGACAAUGUCAAAGGAAACGUUCUGAAGAAACUUAAGGAGUGAGCUUGAUUUUCAGUCGCAGUAGCCGCUAGCCGGUUCGCAGUAAAGAGUCAUCAUGCUGUACUGCCCUCCUAACAUUACUCUCAGUCAAGUGUGGGUUGACGGUGGAACUUCACAAUGCUUUAUGGAUACUGUUUCGAAUAGUAUCACAGCAGGAUGGCUUUUGCUGUUUGGAACAAGUCAACUUUGGAUAUAUCGCAAAUGGGGCACACAAGUUUCACAAGCAUCACUCCCAAAAUCACAGCUGUAUGGUCUACAGCUAUUGUUUCUUGUAUUAUUGCCUGUGUUAUGUGUUGUUCGCUUUGCUGUGCAAGCGACACUCAUUAAUGACAAUGUGGUAUAUGGUUAUAUGAUUCUGUCCAUGGUGUUAUCAAUAGUCCAGUUUCCUUUAUCUAUUGCGCUUCUUGUUGUUGAGCGCCACUAUUUGCUACCAUCUGUUCCAUCAAGAGGUCAUGGUCUAGUCCUGUUGCUCUUUUGGAGUUUGCUCUUCAUUUUUGAAAACCUCAGCUUUGUAAAUUUACGGAAAGAUGAUUGGUGGUUCCAUUUAACUACGCUUACAGACAAGAUUGAGAUGGCCUUGUUUGUACUCCGAUAUGUGUCUUGUCUUGGCAUAUUUGUGCUUGGAUUACGAGCCCCUGGCAUUAUGACCUACCGAGAUUAUUACAAUAUAGGUUCUGCUUCUUCUGAAGCUAGAAUACCAAUUGUGGAGGACCCUGAUUCCAGCAAUGUUUCAACCUGGCGUAACUUCUGGAAAAAAGUAAAAAUACUUGCACCUUUUCUGUGGCCGCACAAAGAGAUAUUAUUGCAGUUCAGAGUACUGUUCUGUUUCCUGCUCUUAGCCGGUGGACGUGUUAUCAAUUUGUAUGUGCCCAUAUUUAGCAAGCUCAUAGUUGACAGCAUGACUGAAAAGUCACCAAUCUUUCACUAUGACUAUGUUAUGAUCUAUGUGCUCUUUAAAUUUCUGCAAGGAAGUGGGACUGGUGCAAUGGGCCUUUUAAAUAACUUGCGGUCAUUUUUAUGGAUUCGUAUACAACAGUAUACCACACGAGAGGUUGAGGUAUCUCUUUUCGAGCAUCUGCAUGCUCUUAGUUUGCGUUGGCAUUUGAGUCGCAAAACUGGAGAGGUUCUGAGGGUCAUGGACAGGGGAACAGACAGCAUCAACAACCUGCUUAAUUACAUUUUAUUUAGCAUCUUCCCCACUAUUACUGACAUAGUAAUUGCAGUUGUCUUCUUUGUGUCAUCAUUCAAUGGCUGGUUUGGACUCAUUGUCUUCACAACUAUGGUGCUAUAUAUUGCUGCCACUAUAAUGGUGACUGAAUGGAGAACCAAAUUUCAGCGAAGAAUGAAUCUAGCUAACAAUGCUCAAAAUGCAAGGAGUGUGGAUUCCUUGCUCAAUUUUGAAACUGUUAAAUACUAUGGAGCUGAAGCGUAUGAGGUUGAGGCAUACAAGGAAGCUAUUUUGGUCUAUCAGAAAGAAGAAUGGAAGAAUAGUUUAACUCUAAACAUUUUGAACACUGCGCAAAACCUCAUAAUCAGUGCUGGGCUUCUUGCUGGGUCGUUGUUGUGUGUUCACAUGGUUGUUGAUUUGCACGCCCUCACAGUUGGUGAUUAUGUUCUAUUUUCAUCAUACAUUAUCCAACUUUAUGUUCCACUCAAUUGGUUUGGUACAUAUUAUCGUGCCAUCCAGAAAAAUUUUGUAGACAUGGAAAACAUGUUUGACCUUCUCAAAGAAACUCAAGAAGUUGUUGACAUACCUGGGGCUGGCCCCCUGGCUGUUCGUCAGGGAAAGAUAGAGUUUUGUAAUGUAUCAUUUUCUUAUCUACCAGAGAGAACAGUAUUGAAAAAUAUUAGUUUCACAGUUCCUGGUGGUAAAACAGUUGCUAUUGUUGGGCCAAGUGGAAGUGGUAAAACAACAAUAAUGCGUUUGCUCUUCCGAUUUUAUGAUGUUGAUAAUGGAGCUAUUCUGAUUGAUGGACAAAACAUUAAAACAGUUCAACAAAAUUCCUUACGUCAAAAUAUUGGUGUUGUUCCUCAGGAUACAGUCCUGUUCAAUAAUUCUAUUAGGUAUAAUAUUCAAUAUGCUCGACUGAAUGCAGCAGAAGCAGAUGUCAUUGCAGCUGCCAAGAGUGCAGAAAUUCAUGACCGUAUUCUCACAUUCCCUGAAAAAUAUGACACUCAAGUUGGAGAGCGUGGUCUGAAACUCAGUGGUGGUGAAAAACAAAGAGUUGCAAUUGCUAGGACAAUUCUUAAGAGUCCAGCAAUUGUACUUCUAGAUGAAGCAACAAGUGCUUUGGAUACACAAACAGAAAGAAAUAUUCAGGCGGCCCUUCACAAAGUUUGUGCCGACCGCACGACUGUUAUUGUAGCUCACCGUCUUUCAACAAUUAUCCAUGCUGAUGAGAUUAUUGUUCUGAAAGAAGGUGAAAUAGUGGAAAGAGGAAGGCAUGAAGAAUUGAUCACCCAAGAGAGUGUUUAUGCUGACAUGUGGCAGCAACAGCUGAAGAAUGAUAAUGAAGCUCUGAAGGAGAGUAACUCUGAAGAGAACUCAACUAGUAGUGGCAAAGGGACAAGAUAGUGGAAAAUAAAUGUAUUAGGUUUCUUAAAUUGUUACUGAGGUCCUAUCUCUUCAAUAGGGCUCUUCACUUUUCUCUAAUUUAUUGGUCCUAUACGUUCCUCCUUUACAAUUAUUGUGAAACAAAGUUAUUUACCUAAGUGGUAGAUCAUAUUAGAUGUAAAUAUAUUUUAAAGCAUUCUUUAGGAAUUUGCAUUGGCUGCAUAGACUGAUGUUUUUAAAGUAGUGCCAUUGUAGAAUUUCAAAGCCUGUAUAGUGUAAAUUAAUGAAUUACUAAAGAUCCCAUUUAAUGAGAAUUCAGAUUUUAUUUGUUGACAAGUAGCAGAUUACUUCGGCAUCUACUGUGUGGAUUAAAACGACUGGUUUACUGGUAACAAUUUUUUCAAUUUAUUUUGUUCAACCUUUUAGUCUUAUGAAUUAUCCGAAGAGGUUCAAUCCAGACCCAUUAUUGUGUGUAUUUUCAUAUUGCCUAUUCUGUAGAAGUGUUGUGCAGCUUAAUAAAAUAGAAAAUUAUGAAUUAA
Frankliniella occidentalis (western flower thrips) is the source of this 3315-nucleotide messenger RNA. It is a transcript of the gene Hmt-1, whose product is annotated as ATP-binding cassette sub-family B member 6. The record is from RefSeq and is a predicted model, not a curated record. Lineage: Eukaryota; Metazoa; Arthropoda; Insecta; Thysanoptera; Thripidae. The transcript is spliced from 15 exons. Gene Ontology annotation, biological process: heme transport; transmembrane transport. Gene Ontology annotation, molecular function: ATP binding; ABC-type heme transporter activity; heme binding. Gene Ontology annotation, cellular component: membrane. The coding region runs from base 278 to 2797 and encodes 839 amino acids.